CGCUUCAUCGCCAUCUCCGCAUUCUUGUCGUUAAUCCAUUCUACAAUUUUCGCCGGCGAUAACUCUAAUACAUCUUCCCGGUACCGAUAGAAAAUGGAUGUCGAUAGUUGGCAAUGGGGAUUAGCCUUUGAUCAGUGGGUAGCAUUGCCGGUUUCUGGUUCUCGACCGCCAGCUCGAUAUAAGCAUGCUGCAGCGGUUGUUGAUCAGAAACUGUACAUUGUCGGUGGAAGCCGUAAUGGCCGGUAUCUCUCUGAUGUUCAGGUCUUGGACCUUAGCAAUUUGUCUUGGUCCAGUGUUAAACUUCAAAUGAAUCCUGGUGUUGAGAAUUCCGAUGGCAAUGGUAGCUUAGUUGAGGCUCUUCCGCCUGCUUCAGGGCACAGUAUGGUCAAAUGGGAUAAGAAACUCAUCGUGCUUGGUGGAAAUUUAAAACGAUCAUCUGAUAGAAUUUUGGUUCAUUGCAUUGAUCUUGAAACACACACAUGGAGUGUUAUGGAGACUACUGGAAACAUUCCGGUUGCUCGUGCUGGACAUUCAGCUACUCUUUUUGGUUCCAAAAUCAUGAUGUUUGGUGGAGAAGACAGUAGCAGAAAACUUCUAAAUGACAUCCACGUUCUUGAUUUAGAGGCGUUAACUUGGGAUGAGGUGGAGACAAAGCAAUCGCCGCCAGCUCCAAGAUUUGAUCAUACAGCAGCAUUGCAUGCAGAACACUACCUCCUAGUUUUUGGCGGUUGUUCUCAUUCAGCCUUUUUUCGUGAUCUUCAUGUACUGGAUUUUCAUACUAUGGAAUGGUCUCAGCCACAAUUACAGGGUGAUUUGGUGACUCCUAGGGCAGGCCAUGCUGGCAUAACCAUUGAUGAGAACUGGUAUAUAGUCGGUGGUGGUGAUAAUAAAAAUGGUUGCCCAGAGACAAUUGUGUUAAAUAUGUCCAAGCUUUCUUGGUUAGCUUUGAGAAGCGUAAAGCAAAGAGAACCCCUUGCUAGUGAGGGAAUCAGUAUUAGUUUGGCAACAAUUGAUCAAGAGAAAUAUCUGGUUGCUUUUGGCGGUUACAACGGAAAGUAUAACAAUGAGGUUUUUGUCAUGAGACCCAAACCGAGAGACUCAUCACGUCCCAAGAUAUUCCAGUCACCAGCAGCAGCGGCGGCAGCAGCCUCUGUUACUGCUGCAUAUGCCUUAGCCAAGACUGAAAAGCUAGACUUUUCCAUGAUAGAAGGUGUCUCUAAUGGUAGACACCAAAACCAUUCUCAACCAAAUGGCGCUAUUGAACUUAAGGCCAUUAGAGAAGAGAAAGCUAAGUUAGAACUAACACUUUCUGAAGUUCAAAGUGAAAAUUCCAAACUUAAACAAGAGAUUGAUGAAGUAAACAGCACCCAUGCAGAGCUGUCUAAGGAAUUACAGUCAGUGCAAUCCCAAUUAAUUGCCGAACGAUCGAGAUGCUUUAAAUUGGAGGCACAAAUAGCUGAACUACAAAAGAUGCUGGAGUCAAUGCAAUCCAUAGAGAAUGAGAUCCAUCUCCUAAGGGAGCAAAAAUCUGCCCUGGAGAAACAUAUGGAGGCUGCCUCAACAGUUCAAAGACAAGGUUCAGGUGGAGUGUGGCGGUGGAUCGCAGGCGGUAACAGCGGGUAGGCCUUGAAACACUGUUCGAUAACCCCACAUUGGCAACACGACCAAGCAGCCAAAAUUUUUGGUACCAGGCUCUUAAAUUUACCAAAGGCGACCGUUGAAUUUGGGUUAUGAGGUACGAAAGAUGAAGUUGUAUUGUUCUCUUUGGAAACUCUACAGGUAAUUUUAGACAUGUAUUCUUUUUUUCAAGAUUCUUAUUCUUUGAAGUUUAUCCUUUAAUUUUGUUUUUUGUUUUUUGCUUUUUGCUUUUUUGUCCUUUGUCAAUACUUCAUUGAAUGGGAGUGUUCAUCCUCAUUUGGGUAUCAUGGAAAUGGUUUCUUUUGUGAUUUUAUUUUGUAACACUCAGCAUUAUCGAAACUCUCUCAAUUGAUGACAAAGGCAUGGAAGUGGCUCUUUGUUUGAUUUCUCUUCCA
Molecule: messenger RNA, 2033 nt
Organism: Cucumis sativus (cucumber)
Lineage: Eukaryota; Viridiplantae; Streptophyta; Magnoliopsida; Cucurbitales; Cucurbitaceae
Product: acyl-CoA-binding domain-containing protein 4
Molecular function (GO): protein binding
Source: RefSeq, a predicted model, not a curated record